UUUCUCCCGUUCAAAGCAGCAUUUUGUCUUCCGUGAGCCAAACCUGCGUCUCAGGCUCCGACAAAACGCAUGAAAUCUCGGCUCCACCUGGCAGCGGGACCCACACCGGCGCACCCCCGAGCAUGAGGAGGAUUGGUGGCUGUAACCCUGCCCAGACCGGAGGCUGCUGGUAGGGAUGGUGCCGCUGUGAAGAGCCGGUGUGACGAGCCUGUGGUCGGGGGGACGCGAGAGGAAGCAGCGCCUGGACAUCAUGACUGUUUUCAACCCGGAAAAUGUUGAGGAAUUUUAUGACAUUGGAGACGAGCUGGGGAGCGGUCAGUUUGCUGUUGUCCGGAGAUGUCGGCACAGGACCUCGGGUGUGGAGUACGCUGCCAAAUUCAUCAAGAAGCGGCGCAGCAAGUCGAGUCGACGGGGGGUGACGAGGGAUGACAUAGAGCGCGAGGUGAACAUCCUGAAGGAGAUCCAGCACCCGAACAUCAUCACGCUGCACGAAGUCUUCGAAAACAAGGCUGAGGUCAUCCUGAUCCUGGAGCUGGUGGCCGGAGGCGAGCUCUUUGACUUCCUGGCAGAGAAGGAGUCCCUGAGCGAGGAGGAGGCCACGCAGUUCCUCAAGCAGAUCCUGGAUGGAGUCCAUUACCUGCACUCCAAACGGAUCGCCCACUUCGACCUGAAGCCGGAGAACAUCAUGCUGCUGAACCGCUCUGUGCCUCACCCGCGCAUCAAGCUCAUUGACUUUGGACUUGCCCACAAGAUCGAUUUUGGCAAUGAUUUUAAAAACAUCUUUGGAACUCCAGAGUUUGUAGCUCCAGAAGUAGUCAACUACGAACCUCUGGGCCUGGAGGCCGACAUGUGGAGUGUUGGUGUGAUAACAUACAUCCUCCUGAGCGGAGCCUCUCCUUUCCUGGGCGACAACAAGCAGGAGACGCUGGCUAACGUGUCGGCCGUGGACUACGCCUUCGAUGAAGAGUUCUUCAGCAACACCAGCGUCCUGGCCAAGGACUUCAUAGCACGGCUGCUCGUCAAAGAUCCAAAAAAGAGAAUGACCAUUCAAGACAGCCUGCAGCACCCCUGGAUCAAGCCAAAAGACACUCAGCAGGCGCUGAGCAGGAAGGAGUCGGCCGUCAACAUGGAAAAGUUCAAAAAGUUUGCAGCCAGAAGAAAGUGGAAGCAAUCGGUCCGACUCAUCUCCUUAUGUAACCGCCUGUCCCGCUCCUUCCUGUCCAGGAGCAACAUCAGCGUGGCCCGCAGCGAUGACACGCUGGAUGAAGAAGACUCCUUUGUGAUGAAGGCUAUCAUCCACGCUAUAAAUGAUGACAACGUGCCGGGUCUGCAGCAUCUCCUCGGCUCAUUGAACAGUUAUGAUGUCAACCAGCCCAACAAGCACGGGACUCCUCCCCUCCUGAUCGCAGCCGGCUGUGGAAACAUUCAGAUCAUCGAGGUCCUGAUGAGGAAAGGUGCAGAGAUCCAGGCCCACGACAAGAGUGGAGCCAACGCGGUCUACUACGCAGCGAGACACGGCCACGUCGAGACCCUGAAAUUCCUCCGUGAGAAGAAAUGCCCUCUGGAUGUGCAAGAUAAGUCUGGAGAGACAGCGCUUCAUGUGGCUGCUCGCUAUGGGAACGUGGAUGUGGUGAGCUACCUGUGCAGCAUCCGGGCCAACCCAGACCUGGCAGACAGGGAGCAGGAGACGCCUCUGCACUGCGCCGCCUGGCACGGCUACUCUCCGGUAGCCCGAGCACUCUGCCAGGCGGGCUGCCACGUGGACGCCAAGAACCGCGAGGGGGAGAGCCCGCUGCUGACAGCGUCUGCCCGGGGCUUCGUGGACAUCGUGGAGUGCCUGGUGGAACAUGGAGCCGAUCUAGAAACAACUGACAAGGACGGCCACACGGCUCUCCACCUGGCCGUACGUCGCUGUCAGGUGGAAGUGGUCCGCUGCCUCCUCAGACACCGCUGCCAUGCGGAUCGGCAGGACCGCCACGGAAACACGCCGCUCCACAUCGCCUGCAAGGACGGAAACCUGCCAGUCGUCACGGCCAUCUGCAAUGCUAAAGCUAGCCUCGACCUCCCCAACAAGUACGGCAGAACUCCCCUCCACCUGGCUGCUAACAGCGGGAGCCUCGAGGUCGUCCGUCAUCUCUGCCUGACCGGAGCAAACAUCGACGCCGUCACCAACGACGGAAAGACUGCGGAGGAUCUGGCCUCGGCUGAUCGUCACGAACACGUCGUUGCGUUGUUGGGAAAGCUUAAAAAGGACAACCACAAGCUGAGCUACAUCCAGCAGCUGCGGCCCACUCAGACUGUCCAGCCCAGGAUCAAGCUAAAGCUGUUUGGACACUCGGGAGCCGGGAAGAGCUCCCUGCUGGAGUCUCUGAAAUGUGGCAUCCUGCGCAGCUUCUUCCGGAGGAGGAGGCCACGCAUGACCAACUCAGCCCGGCACCCCAACUCACCCAUCAACUCCAAACCUGCUGUGUCAGUGAGCAUUUCCAACCUGUACCCCGGCUGUGAGAACGUGAGCGUGCGGAGUCGCAGCAUGAUGUUUGAGCCCAGCCUGACCAAAGGCGUCCUGGAGGUCUUCUCCCCCGUCCACAACGCUCUGUCCACAGCCGACGAGCAGGCCACAAAGGCCAUCGACAUCCAGCACGCCAACAUUCACGGCGUGGGGGAUUUCAGCGUGUGGGAGUUUUCUGGAAACCCGGUGUACUACUGCUCCUACGAUUAUUUUGCGGCCAACGAUGUCACAGCGAUCCACGUGGUCCUGUUCAGCCUCGAGGAGCCAUACGAAACCCAGCUGGGCCACAUCACCUACUGGCUGAAUCUGCUGAAGGCCCUCACCCUGCCGCAGGAGACCAUCUCUUUUGGAGGUCGGAUCCAGCAGCCCCUCGUGGUCGUGCUGGUGGCGACGCACGCCGACCUCGCUAACGUGCCCCGAGCUUUCUCUGGAGAGUUCAGCUAUGACAAGGAGAGGGCGCUGCUCAAGGAAGUCAGGAACAGGUUUGGUAAUGAUCUACAGAUCAGUGACAAAUUGUUUGUGAUGGACGCCGGAGCCUCAAACUCCAAAGACAUCAAGCUGCUGAGGAGUCACCUGCAGGAGCUUCGAGCCAGCAUCAUCUCUAGGUGCAGUCCGAUGACGCUGCUGUCGGAGCGUUUGUUGGCCACUCUGCCGGCCUGGAGGAAGCUGAGCGGGCCCAACCAGCUCACGUCGUGGCAGCAGUUUGUCAGCGACGUCCAGGAGCACAUCAACCCGCUGGUGAGCCAGGAUCACCUGCGCACACUGGCCCUGCAGCUUCACAGCAUGGGGGAGAUCAACAUCAUGCAGAGUGAGACGGUGCAGGAUGUCGUUCUGCUGGAGCCUCGAUGGCUCUGCAGCAACAUCCUCGGCAAGCUGCUUUCCGUGGAGACGCCCAAAGCCAUCCACCACUACAGGGGGCGCUACAGACUUGAGGAGGUGCAGGCCCUGGCGCCUGAAAGUGACGUGGACGAGUUGCUGCAGAUCCUGGACGCCAUGGAUGUCUGCGCCCGGGACGUCAUAAACCCCACCAUGGUGGAUGUUCCCGCCCUCAUCAAGACAAACGGCCUCCACCGAUCCUGGACCGAAGAGGAGGAGGAGGAUUCGCUGAUCUACGGAGGUGUCCGAAUUGUCCCGGCCGAGCAUCUCACUCCCUUCCCUUGCGGCCUCUUUCACAAGCUGCAGGUGAACCUGUGUCGCUGGAGCCACCAGCAGAAGCCCGAGGAGGACGGUGGCGACGACAAUGAGGGAGAUAUCCACCUGUGGACCAACGGUGCCAAAGUAAGCCAGGUGGGAGUGGAGGCCAUGAUCCUCCUGGUCAACCAUGGGCAGGGUGUAGAGAUUCAAAUACGUGGACAUGACUCAGAGCGGGCCAAGUGCUACACCCUGUUGGACACCAUCUGUAGUAUAACAGAGAACCUGCUGGCCUCCAUACUGCCCGGACAGCUCACCGCCAAAUACUACCUGAGUCCUCAGCAGCUGCGGGAACACCACGCCCCCAUCAUGGUCUACCAACCCAAAGAUUUCUUCCGGGCUCAAGUCCAGCGGGAGACCUCACUCACCAACACCAUGGGCGGCUACCGGGAGAGUUUCAGCAGCAUCCUGGCCUUCGGCUGCGCUGAAAUUUACCAGCAGGGGAUUCUGGGAACGGACAUCCACAUAUCAGACGUCCCCCUGCUGGCUCGCAGGAAGCUGUGCCGCAUGCUGGACCCUCCUGACGCCAUGGGAAAGGACUGGUGCCUGCUGGCCAUGAACCUGGGCCUCACAGAUUUGGUGGCCAAAUACAGCAACGGGACUCCAAACGGCACCGCUGAGCUGGACUCGAACCCAGACUCCCAGCAGGGCGUGCUGCAGCCGAGCCCGACGGCGGCGCUGCUGCAGGAGUGGAGCAGGCGAGCGGGCAGCACGGUCGGCGUGCUGAUGGUGAAGCUGAGGGAGCUCGGCCGCCGCGACGCAGCAGAUUUCCUGCUCAAAGCUUCACCCGUGUUUAAGGUUAACAUGGAAGCACUGGGAGGAGCCGCCAACGGCUACCCCCCUACCUGCAACGGCGGCACAUCGUACAACUCCAUCAGCUCCGUCAUAUCCCGCUGAGGGCUCUGCGUCCUCGCCAAACGCCGGGAGGUCCUUCUGAUAUGACGGACAGAGACUCGUGCGUGAAUGAACAUGAAGUGCAAUCGUUCCAGUCCAGCUGCUCACUCUUUAAUCACUCCGUUCUGUUGGCGUGUGAUGUUGUGUUUGUGCUCUCCACACCUGUACAGCCGACCUUUCCUCCCACUAUGAAUGUUGUGAAAGAACUGAACGCUCUGAGCUCCAAAGAGGAACCCCGUGUUUUUAUUCUCUUUUGAAUCUUGUCGUGCUGCUUAUUAACAUCCCUCCUGCUGUACCACACGCUCCAGUCUGACUGCUUUAAAGCUACCAGCCAGAAAGUAAGAAAUCUCCACAUGUGGUUAGAAAGAUGGCAGCUGUGUGUCUGGACCUCUUUCACAUCCAUCCUCAAACCUGAGGACUGCAUGUGUGUCGUGUACACGCAGGAGACCGUCAUCUCCACUCGCUCCAUCCAUCGGUUACAUUUAAUAUCAGCUCCUCCUCGCUUCCGGUUUAGUGAUGUGAAAUUUGGCCGUUCAGCUUAGUGUUUAAUAAAUUUACAGCAUUUUUUUAGAGUGCCUUGGUGGCCUUCUACCUCCCUGAAGAGCACAGACAGUCUUGUUAGUACAAAAGCAGAAGUCCUUUGCAGCCAUUUGAAGAACUGUGCCUUGUUGACAUAAAAGUAAAAUGAAUUUCUGAUGCGUCGAUUUCGCUGGCGGGCCGUCGUUAACAUGAAAAAACCACGUUGCAUGAAAAAAAACGAGCACGUUGUAAAGUUUGAAAACUAAAUUUCAUUUUUCACAAAAGCAAACAUGAAGAUGACAAAGAUGAGUUCAUCUCAGCGUUGGUGUAUUUGUGGACGUUACUGAUAAUCCUGCAUUAAUAUUCCUUCAUUCUUCCAUCCAGCAACAGAAUAACUGAAAUAUUUACUUUUACAGGUCCCAGAAUUUCCUGUGAACCUCCUUGAAUAAACUUUGGUACAGCUUCAUUACAGUUUGGGUCUUAAGUUGGUUUCCUCUGAAUUUCCUCAUCGUGGACUCAAAGAUGCUGAGAUCUUAGAUCAAAAAAAAAAAAAAUUGGACAAUCUCACCUUCUAGCUCACAUCCUGUUCAGACCUCUUGCACGUGUGCAUCUGUGAUUUCCCCACAGACCUCAAACAUCAACCUGCCAAUCAUUCCCAACCUCUGUCUCCAGACUGCAGCUCAGAAGAGUCUAAGA
Archocentrus centrarchus (flier cichlid) is the source of this 5809-nucleotide messenger RNA. It is a transcript of the gene dapk1, whose product is annotated as death-associated protein kinase 1. The transcript is spliced from 26 exons. Gene Ontology annotation, biological process: intracellular signal transduction; protein phosphorylation; positive regulation of apoptotic process. Bases 251 to 4597 code for a protein of 1448 amino acids. Lineage: Eukaryota; Metazoa; Chordata; Actinopteri; Cichliformes; Cichlidae. Gene Ontology annotation, cellular component: nucleus; cytoplasm. The record is from RefSeq and is a predicted model, not a curated record. Gene Ontology annotation, molecular function: protein serine/threonine kinase activity; protein binding; ATP binding.